UAUUGCACUACAAUUACUCCACUUGGAAAAAUGGACACAUGCAAACAGCGAUGCAAACAUCAAUGCAAACAGCCUCACAUGGAAACACGGAAAAAACCUAAUAUCUAUGAUGAAAUCAUCCCUCCGCACCAAAAAAUUGAAAUGGAAGGAGCAGAGAAGUACCUGAUUCAUCUCCCAGGCUUCUUCAAGGAACAACUCAAUGUUGAAUUCAGCACCGAUGGAAAGAUAACUGUUAGUGGACGGCGUCCCUUAUUCGACAACUGGUGGAGCCGCUUCCGCAAGGAACUGCAAGCGCCGGAGAACUAUAACAUCAACAACAUGCAUGUGAGUUUUAAGGACGAAGUCCUUUGUAUUGUGCUUGCGAACUUCACCAACUAAGCCAAAGCG
Musa acuminata subsp. malaccensis (wild Malaysian banana) is the source of this 387-nucleotide messenger RNA. RefSeq names its product inactive protein RESTRICTED TEV MOVEMENT 2. Lineage: Eukaryota; Viridiplantae; Streptophyta; Magnoliopsida; Zingiberales; Musaceae. The record is from RefSeq and is a predicted model, not a curated record.